This is a messenger RNA of Monomorium pharaonis (pharaoh ant), 670 nucleotides long. RefSeq names its product probable myosin light chain kinase DDB_G0284661. NCBI's taxonomy places the organism in Eukaryota, Metazoa, Arthropoda, Insecta, Hymenoptera, Formicidae. The record is from RefSeq and is a predicted model, not a curated record. The transcript has 3 exons. The coding region runs from base 68 to 580 and encodes 170 amino acids.
CUAUAUGAACGCUGAAUAACAGACGAUCGAUAGUAGGAAUCGAGGUAAACCUCCGACAUCGACAAUCAUGUCUUUUAUUACACGUCUACUAUUCGGCUGCUUGGUCUUGGCCAUUUCAUCACAAUAUGCUGACGCGGAAGAUAAUCCUCUCUUGGAAAACAUUAAAGCAUCCUUGCAACGUCUCGAGGGUAUAGUUUCUAAGCAAGCAGAACGACCUACAUUGACAUGUUUUGUGCCAGUCGAAAAACUAUCUAACCUAUUUUCAGAACAACAAAUAUCUAAUAACGAAGACCAGGCCAAAUCUAUUGGGAUAAGUCCUAAAGCAUUGGAUUCUUAUAAUGAUAUUCACCAGCCUUCAGUGCCAAAAAGACAUAAAAAGAAAAGUAGAAGCCUCAAUGACAAUACAAACGCUAAUGUUAAUGAGAACGUAAACAAGAAUGUUAACGCUAAUCGAUAUCAUAGACGUUCUCUCGACCCUCACUUCUCUAAUGCCAAUCAAAAUAUUAAUAAAAAUGUUAACUCGAAUAGCAACGUAAAUAGAGAUAUAUUUGACUUCAGUGAUGAAUAUGAGGAAGUUUAAAUAUAAACGCACUUCAGUUACGCAAAAAGAUUGUUAAAUAUGUCUAAGUUUGUUGCAUCUAUUAUUGUAAUUAUCUAAAAUUUAUCGCAA